Molecule: messenger RNA, 3336 nt
Organism: Phymastichus coffea
Lineage: Eukaryota; Metazoa; Arthropoda; Insecta; Hymenoptera; Eulophidae
Product: fibroin heavy chain-like
Exons: 5
Coding region: 142-2616 (824 amino acids)
Source: RefSeq, a predicted model, not a curated record
AGUAAAGCGCGUCUAGGUCACUCCGAACGCUCACUCGUAUAUAAAGAUGUUGCCCGACUCGCAAGACAUUCAGUCUCGUUCGAGCAUUGACGACGAUUUGGUUGAUAAGACUGAUUGUGUGUGAAACGAAACUCAACAGACAUGAGUUCGUUCAAGUUUUUAGUGCCCUUAGUGCUACUUGUGCUGCUUGCUGUAGCUUCGGCUAAACCUCACAAUAUUCUCGGUCAGAUUCUCGAUAACCAUCGUCAUCACGAUUCGAGUAUUCUCGAUCCCCUGGGUCUCUUCCACAAGCACCCAUACGGGCAAAGUAGUGCAAAUGCCGACGCCUCGGCGCACAGCGAGGCUCACGCACUGCAGGGUGGUUUGAACCUAGGACCCAUCAGUUUUGGAGGUAGCAUCACUAGUGCCAAGUCUGACGCUCAUGCCAGUGCCAAUGCUAACGGCGGUCAAGGUGGCGCUGGAGCAAACGCCCAUGCAACCGCUAACGCGAAUGCAAAUGUCGGUAGCGUUGGAGGCAAUCAAAAUUACAGAAACUACGGACCAUACGGCCAGGACGGUCAGGGUUUUGGUCCAGGAGGAUUUGGACAGUCGAAUUCCAAUGCUGAAGCUCACGCUCAAGCUCAAGCUCAAGCUCAAACUCAGGCUCAAGGAAAUGCCAAUGGAUAUGGACCUGGUUUCAGUCCUAACUAUGGUCCCAAUUAUAGUGGACCUACAUUUAACGCUGGCUCAGGAGCUAAAUCGCAAGCGAAUGCUCAAGCUCAAGCUAAUGCAAACUCGAAUACAGGUGGCUUAGUUGGUGCCCCUGGUUAUGGACCAAAUUAUGGACCGGAUCGUUUCGGACCGUUCUAUGGAGGUGGUCCAGCUCAAUCCCAAGCCAAUGCUCAAGCGCAGGCUGACAGUCAAGGAGUAGGAGGAAUUGUAGGCAUUCCAGUUCAGGAACCACAGUUCAUUGACAACAACAACAUCCAGAAUUAUCCUACUGGAAACGCUAACGCCAACGUAGGAGGUAGUUAUCAACAUCAACAACCGACUGGUGGUACAAUAGUGCUUCCGGUCACUGUGAUAGAUGUACCGAUGAAACACAAACACCACUUCCACCACCAUCACCUGCACCGUCAUCAUAACAAACCCCAAACACAACGACCUACGUUUGUACUAGCUCCUCAGCCUCAGCCUCCAACAUUCGUACCAGCUCCCCAACUGUCACCUCCAACUGUUGCUCCAGCUCCACGUCCACCUCUACUUGCCCAACAGCCGGUUGAAAUCAUCGUUAUCGAAGAGACCAAGCCACUCAGAGGACCAAGCUGUAAUCAAGGAUGCGGUCAAUCUGCACCAACGUUCAGCAGUUCAAAUCCAUUCCUGAAUGCCGGUAGCAAUGCUGAAUCAUCGGCUAACGCUGGAGCAUCAGCAAAUGCCAAUGCUCAGGCUAGUGGAGGUUCAUAUCAGCCAGCUGUAACUGGGCCAGCUAGACCUUCUUAUUAUGGCAAUCCCUUUCUUUACAACAAAUCGAAUACGGGAGCAUUCUCGAACGCUGGUAGCAACACUGGUGCUAAUUACGUACAGCCAGUUCAACCCGCGCAGCCAAAACAGCCUGUGAUAACAGUGCAACCUCCAGUACCUCAAGGAUACAGUCAAGGUGGUAAUUCCAACGCCAACGCGAAUGCACAUGCAAAUGCUGGCACUUCUGGUAUCGUAAAAAUAACCAUCCCGCUAGGCGGCAGCGAAGGGUCGUAUGGAGGUUUCAACACUGCUGGUGGUCACCAAGGAUCUCUUGGCAGCUAUACCGGCAGUAACAACGUGAUCGGAGCUCACCAGGGAUCAGUCGGUGGAUUUAAUGCCAACGCGGCCGGUGGUCACCAAGGAUCGCUCGGCGGUUUCAACUCUAAUUCCAAUACAAAUGUGAACGCAAACGCUAAUGCCGCAGCUAAUGCCGCAGCUAAUGCCGCAGCUAAUGCUGGAUCAGUCGACGGCUACAACACUAAUGCAAACGCUGCUGGUGGUCAUCAGGGAGCUCUUGAUACCUUUUCCAACAAUAACAACAAUGUUGGGAAUCACCAAGGUUCGAUCGGCGGUUUCAAUACGAUCGGUGGCCAACAAGGAUCUCUAGGCGGUUUCGACUCAAAUGCCAAUUCCAAUGCCAAUGCCAAUGCCAAUGCCAAUGCCAAUACUAAUACCAAUGCAAAUGCCAACGCAAAUGCCAACGCAAAUGCUAAUGCUGCGUCUGCUGGUGGAUCAGGAGGAUUAAUCGUCGUCGACGAUACUUUAAAUGGCAACAACGCUAACGUAUUUGAAAAUGGUGCUGCUGGGGCUAAUGGUAACACAGGUGUAUUUACCGCUCCUUUGCUGCCGAGCUACGGAAGGUUUGAUCAUGCUGGUUCACACGCGGAUGCCAGUGCCAACAGCAAUGCCAAUGCCGGAGGUAUUGGUUCGGGAAGUGCGUCGGCUUCAGCCAACGCUAACGCCAGCGCGUCAUCGAAGGGUUACGGCGGAGCCAACGCGUCGGCAUCUGCAUCGGCAACUGCGUCUGCGGGAAUCGGCGGUAUAUUUGAGUCGAAGAGCUCUGCCGGAGCAACGUCGGUAGCGGACACGCGCGACGGACUUAUCUUCAGCUCGUAAUGCUGUGAGACAGCUUGAAGAGCCGGUCGGGUGAUAGCACAUGUUUUGGACACUUUUAUCUCUUACGACGCUCUUCAGUCGGCUCAGCGUAAGAUUUAGAAUGCUUCUAAUACUUGACUCCUAACCAAAUGAAUAAUACUCUGCGCUUUUUUUUUACGACGACGUUAAACGAUUUGUUUUGCUGAAUGUGGCAUCAUUGCUUCAUUAAAUACAUCAUGUACAGUAUGCAUAUAUGCGCCUUUUAUGAAUAUCAAUUAUUCACACGUCGGAUUUUAUUGUUUCCUGCUGUAAGAAAAUGAUGUAAAUUCGAAAAUUAUUAUUUGUUAGAAAUUUUUUACUUUUUAUUAGCCGUAGACACUCGUUUUAAGUUUCUGCAAUCGAAACCAUUAUAACUGUUCGUAAGUAGUUUCGGCGAGCGAAGAUCGCCAAUCAAAUGAAAUUUCAUAUCGCCUCGCGGAUGUACUUAAUAAUUUUUUCGGCAUUCCCGCGAAGUAUCAUCGAUCUCGCAUCAGAUCAGCAAGCUUGUAUCACGAUUGUUUUGACCGAGCGACCGUCUAUAUGUGUGCGUGUCAGUGUGCGUGUGUGUAUGCGUUAUGUUUUAUGAAACUUUUUUUCGCGUUCGCACAAUCAUUCGCCAUUGCCGUUGAUUGGUUGCGUUAUUAUGUACUUAAAUAUAUGACAAAUGUGGAAAUGCAAUAAAAUGUAUAAUACUUUUUGAAA